ACUCUCCCACACUGGAACACUGAGGAUGACUGGCUGCUAGCCACCAACAUUGUUUCUAGCAAACUUCCAGAUAACUCUGGACCUGUAGAUAGCUAGCACCUAGCCCUGGACCAUACUCGGCUAGCUGGUUAACUACCACUUAACUAUGGACCUGUAGCUAGCCCUCCUAGCCCUGGACCUGUACACAGCUUGUCAGAUAACAAUCUGGUAGCUGAGGGACUGGCAGCUAACUCAGAGCUAACCCCAAGCAAAGCUAGCUAACAAGCAGCUAGCUGAGGAACUUGAUCGCAUGGCUGGCUACCUGGAACUGGUUAGCUAGCACUCCUGCUACACUGAUGCUUCAGACAAUGAAUCUGAUACACAUGGCUAACAGACUAACUGGAUCUGAUACACUUGGCUAACAGGCUAACUGGAUCGGAUACACAUUGCUAACUGGAUCUGAUACACAUUGCUAACUGGAUCUGAUACACAUUGCUAACUGGAAAACUGGAUCUGAUACACAUGGUUAACAGGCAAACUGGAUCUGAUACACAUGGUUAACAGGCAAACUGGAUCUGAUAUGCAUGGUUAACAGGCUAACUGGAUCUGAUACACAUGGUUAACAGUCUAACUGGAUCUUAUACACAUGGCUAACAGGCUAACUGAGUGUAUGGACUGAGGGUUGUGGGGCUGGGGAUUGUGACCUGAAGGCCUGGUGUGUGCGUGUGUCAUCUCCAUGCGUGUGUGCGAGACCUCCGGCUGUUGGGAGGUGGGGCCCUAUAGGGACCAACGUUGCGUUUCCAUGGAGACCCACGGGUGUAUCCCAUUCCCUGUGUGCUGGACUAGAGAAUAUGACAGACACCUAACACACGGUAAAACCAUGGCAACAGCAUACCUGGACCCCAACCUGAACCAGGCCUUGGUGGGGGGAGCCAAGCCUGGCGUGGGGCAGGCGGGGGGCGUGUCAGAGCGGGUGCUGAAGGUGUUCCAUCACUUUGAGAGCAACAGCGAACACGACAGCUGGGCGAGCAACAUACGCCAUGGAGAGGCCACGGACAUACGGGGAAUCAUCCAGAAGAUUCUGGACAUCCACAAGGUCAGAUGUGUGUCCUGCUUCGGCGUGCGGCUCAGCCACGCCCCCUCGGGCGAGGUGCACUGGCUCCACCCAGAUAUGGGCGUGUCCCAAGUGAGGGAGAAGUACGAGCAGCACCACCCCCUGAGGAGUGGAGAUAUGAGUUGAGGAUCCGAUAUCUUCCUAAAGGGUUCCUGCAUC
Molecule: messenger RNA, 1252 nt
Organism: Osmerus eperlanus (European smelt)
Lineage: Eukaryota; Metazoa; Chordata; Actinopteri; Osmeriformes; Osmeridae
Product: focal adhesion kinase 1-like
Exons: 4
Coding region: 716-1219 (167 amino acids)
Source: RefSeq, a predicted model, not a curated record